This is a messenger RNA of Xenopus tropicalis (tropical clawed frog), 2674 nucleotides long. It is a transcript of the gene klhl9, whose product is annotated as kelch like family member 9. The transcript is spliced from 4 exons. The record is from RefSeq and is a predicted model, not a curated record. Lineage: Eukaryota; Metazoa; Chordata; Amphibia; Anura; Pipidae. Bases 516 to 2360 code for a protein of 614 amino acids.
AACUAUAGCAGGGUGACUGUUACCCCAAUGUUUCUAUAUAUCUGUAACCCUAUGUGCCUUUAGCAGAGUUCAGACCCCUAAGGGCACAUAAAGUUUCCUGUGUCACUAAGGAGGGGUAACUGGAAGAGACUCUCACACCCCGGGGGCAGUUGAUCAAACACAACGUAGCACGGCUGACCGGCCUCGGGGAAACAUUCCCUUUGUUUUUGUUAAAUUGGGCAAGUCGAGACACGCCGGUCCUGGCCCAACUCCUCUGAAGCCAAUGGGUGCUGAAAGCUGGAGGCCACGGGGUUAUGUGUAUUGGUUGUGAAGGAAUGCUGGAGAUUGGAGGGCGGGGCCUAUUUACUAAUCAGGCAACUACACAACUCGAGCUUCCUCGCCUGGACAGGAGCAGAUUUCUUGAAAAGUCUCGUAGGAACUAAUUGAAGAGCCAAGAAGGAAAAGGGGGGGGGGGGUGUUUGACACCUUCUUGACAACGUCGCCCCCAACUGUGAACACCAGGAACCCAAGGGAAGAUGGAGAACGGCACGGAACACAGUACGUAUACAUCGGAGAAGUAUCCAGAGAAGAUCCUCGAUAGGAUCGGCCAACUGCGUGCCCAGCAGGAACUCUGCGAUGUGACCUUGGAGGCCGAGGGGAUCUCCUACCCAGCCCACAGGGUCCUCCUCGCCUCUGCUAGUACUUACUGUAAACUGCUCUUCGCUGACCCCAAAACCGGCGACCCCGUCCAACUCAAAGGCGUGAAAGCCAAAGGGCUCAAGAACGUUCUGGACUUCAUCUACACCAACAAACUCAGGUUGUCCAUGGCCAACAUUGAGGACACCUUGAAGGCGGCGGAGGUGCUGUUGGCCCGCGAGGCCGUCAAGCUCUGCUUUCGGUUUCUAGAAGACCAUCUGGCGGACGACAACUCUUUAGAGAUAUUAAACUUGGUCAAGAAGCACGGGCCGGACGACUUGAAGCAGAAGGCCGGUCAACAUUACCGACAGAUACUGGGGAACGCUGAAAGCUUAGUCAAGGUGGACAAGACCACCCUCUGUGAGAUAUUGGGCAGGGAGGAUAUGGCGGAAUACAGGGAGUUAGACCUGUUUAAUUUCGCCGUGGCGUGGCUGCGGCACGAUAGCUCAAGGGUCGUUGAGGCAGGGGAUGUCCUAAGGCACAUACGGUUCCCUCUUGUUCCUCUGGAAGAUCUCCAGAAGAUGGUUAAGGAGACCUCCAUCUUGAAAACCGACUCAAGCUGCUUCAGAUACCUUCAAGAUGCCCUUAGUUACCAUGCCCAACUCUAUGCCCAACCCGUGCUGAGCUAUGAGGGCACCCGUAUCCGCUCCAGCACAGAGCGGCUGCUGGUCAUUGGAGGAAGAACCUCCGAUAAUGUGGUCGGUGGAAGCAUCUACGUUGGAGACGAUGGUGGGAGCUCAUGGUCUCAACUCGCUGAGCUUUAUGUGCCUGUUUAUAAUCACUGCACCGCGGUCAUCAACGACUUCCUGUUCGUUCUCGGAGGGCAGAACCGGUUUGACCCGACGGGGAAACAUCCAUCCAACGAGGUGUUUCGGUUCGACCCCAGACAAGGAUCGUGGCUUCAGGUUGCCGGGAUGCAGGACCGGAGGACGCGCUUUCACGUAGAGGUGGUCUCGGAGCGCAUCGUUGCUGUUGGCGGGGGGACGCUAUUGGGGCACCUCACUAACACGGUGGAGGAAUAUCACCCGUCAGAAAACAGCUGGGAGUUCACGGCCCCCUUCCCAGUACCGGUGGCGGAUCACGCUGGCACCACCCACAAGGGGAUCCUGUACAUCUCAGGGGGUUAUUCCACAGGGAGGACCCUAAGCGAUGUGUACAGUUACCUCCCGCGGCUCCGGCGUUGGGUGAUGAACCGAUCCAUGACAUUUGCCCGAUGUGACCACGGAAUGGCCGCCAUGGGCGAGAAAGUCUAUUGUGUCGGCGGGCGCACAUUGAAUGCGGCUCAGGAAUGGAUCCAUGUCAAUGAGACGGAAGUUUAUUGGCCGGCGGCCGACCAAUGGAGCACCCUGCCGCUCUCCCCCAUCCACUGCUGCCAGUUCAGCAUCACCGCCCACGACUCCAAACUCUACAUCACCGGCGGCGGCUCCUUACGGCGAAUGAACAAAGAGGAGGGCGUGUUUAUCUACGACCCUGAAGCCAAGACUUGGAAGAAGGCAGGGUCCUUGCCUUGCCCGCUAGUAGACCACGCCUCCUGCGCCAUGAAACUCCCACAUCACCUGACCCAGAAACUUCACCAGAAAGAGGAAAAUUCCAACGUUUCGGCCAAAAAGAAGUCGACCCUGAAUUUGUUCAUUACUGGGAAAAAAGAAAAGGACUUGGACGGCCAAUCAGAAGCAGCGGUGUGAGAGUGGGAGGUCCCUUUUUUAUUGGCGGUAUUAUUAGGGGGCUAAUUACUGCAUUUAAGAUUCUAUAUGGUACGGGUGCUGCCAUAUUGCUUGCCAUUGGCAAGGUAAGUGUUAAACCUCUCCACUAGGGGUAAUAAAUUUACCCCAACUGGGGCAAGGACUAUGGGAAACAAUAUGGCUCCUCCCACCCAUGCGCAUAAAUAUAAAGGCAAAGUUGCAAUGAGAUAUUUCUAAUUUUCGAUGUGAUUAUGAGAAUUUAUAGUAAUACUCGGUAUUUAUAUAAAUAAUAAACUGCUAUCUAUGUGUGUGAGUUA